UAUAGAUUGAUGGACUGCCUGCUAGAAAAAAGCACUAUUGAAAAAAUUCCCCAAAAAAAGUUCACGUAAUCGAUACCAAAGACAGGGAUUGAAGGCAAAAGGGUCAAGAAUGAAAGAAAAACAAGGAGAGAAGAUUGACAGUGAGAAAAAUCAAUAUACAGAUAACUCACAUGGGCCCUAACCGGUUAUAAUAAUUCUCUGCGGCAGAAUAACAAUCAACCUGUCAGCGAGACAUGUCGGUAUUUGGUGCCGUCAUUGUAAUGGGAAUGGAGUAAGCCCAAUAAUUUACAGUUCCUCAGCAAUCAAUGUGUAUUCCCUACAUUCGCAGCAAUAGAGAGGUUCAAUGAAAAGACACACUCAUUAAGUGUAACUCUACAGGUUGUAAUUCUACAGUGUAUGAUCCACUCAUUGGCCCCAGGGCCAACCCGACUGCUUAUACAGUAAAGAAAACCUUUCUGAUGCUUAUGGUGUAACCUCCUUUCCUCCAGUAAAUUAAAAUUUUUCCAAACUGCCCAGAUUACUGGAUAAUGUCCCGGUUGCUUCUUUGUAGUUUCUUGAAUUCAUGUUGUGAUUGAGUGGCUGUAUCAAGUUCAUGGGACACUGCAAAAGUUUGCCCUAACAACCAAUCAAAUGUUUGCAUUCAAAUACUAGCAGCACUAUACUAGGAAACACGGUAACUUCAGAUUGGUUGCCAUUGUUUCCAGGGUUAGGGUAACUUUGCCUUGGUUUAUUUGUUACACUAGCUUUAACACAUUCCAAGCAUCCUCUGCUCUUGAUGAACAUGACUCCAGAGCUUCCCAGCCUCCAGCUUCAGGGCAUUGCUUUUUGUCUCUUCUGAACUUCGUUGAAUCUUUUGAAGUAUUUUUACAAGUUUUGAGCCUUAAUUAGAAGGGAGAAACAACAGAGCGAGCAGCUGCGCAUCAAGUGAGAUCGCCAGAUGAGAUUAACGAGACCUCCACUCAUAAGAAUCAAGGCAGUAAACCAUGGAAUCAGUCAGGAUUGAGAAGAAGCCCUAAGAAAGAUUCUGGAUUGUUUGCAACCCAUUGUUCACCUGCCUGGGAGAUGAUGGAAGCCCCCAUAAUACCCUCCAUUGCACCAGCCUGUGAGACAAUGGUAAUCCCAGUUAUGUCCGUCGAUAAAAGAAAUGAAGAUCAUAAUUUUGUGGAAGAACGGGAUCAUUCAAGGCAAGAGGAGUUGCUGGCUACCAUGUCAGUGAAGCUCAGGUUCAGUUCUCCCAGCGACGGCCUCGGAGGAGUCGGCAGGAGCAGGUCCUUUGCUGGCUUUAGCACGUUACAAGUCCGAAAGACCUCACAGUCACUCCGCAGAAGCUCGGUGAGGUCCAAAGUAUCGGUAAAAUCCGACAAGCUCUAUCCCUCUCUGCGCAAGGGGUCAAUCCGACUGGACCCACAUCCGCACCAAGUCAAGAAGAUAUUUGAGGCUCUAAGGAAAGGCUUGAAUGAAUACCUUGAAGAACACCAAACACAGCUGGAUUUCCUGGCCGGCCAACAGAAAGACAUUAAAAGAAACUCCAGGCUGGCCUAUUUCUAUGACCUCGACAAGGAGAUACGUUUAAUUGAACGGCACAUCCGCAAGCUGGAAUUUCACAUUAGCAAGAUUGAAGAACUGUAUGAAACGUACUGCAUACAAUGGAGGCUGCGGGUCGGCGCUUGUAACAUGAAACAAGCUUUCUCCUUAUCUCCGUGCACCAAAGCAUCCAGAGAAAGUCUCAUAGAGCUCUACAGGAACUUUCAAGAGUGCACAGAGGACAUGUGCACGGUUGAAGGAGAACUUGAAGUUCAUUUGGGAGAGUUUCUCAUAAAAAUGAAAGGUUUGGUGGGCUACGCUCGGCUCUGCCCUGGAGACCAUUACGAGGUAUUAAUAAGGUUAGGGCGGCAGAGGUGGAGGUUAAAAGGAAAGAUUGAAACAGAUGACAGCCAGAUGUGGGAUGAAGAAGAGAGGAUGUUUAUCCCCAACCUCUGCGAAAACUUUGAAAUUAAGGUCAUAGAGCUCCGUGGCCUGACAACCAUCGUGGUGGGCCUGGUGACGUGUGACAGUGCUGAUUUUUUUACCACCAGGCCAAGAAUCAUCAUCGUGGACAUCACAGAAUUGGGGACAAUUAAGCUGCAGCUGGAAGUUAUCUGGAACCCCUUUAAUACCAGUAAACUUCUCUCAACACCUGGAACAACUACCAAGUUCUCAACAAGCAGCCGCAAAACCUCCCUGUAUCAUUGGACCCCACCCAACACCCCCAGCUUUAGAGAAAAAUUCUAUGUGCAAAAUGACCUGGACAGCACCUUCUCAACCCUGGACAAGGACAUCCAGACCCCGUAUAUACUAAGUUACCUAGUCAACAGCACUUUGGUUCCUCAGAGAAGAGAUGUAGGACUGAGUCACCAGGUGACCAACAUGGACAGUCUGAGGAACAUGGAGGACAAAUCAGAUGUAAAAACCAAUGUGAGCACAGUGUCUUCUCGUGAGGACGUUCCACCAUAUUUAUCUUCUCAAGAACUGUUCAGGGAAGAGAGCUUGUUGCCACCAUCCAGCCACACCACUCUGGAUAUCCUGAAGGAAACCCCAGGUAGCUAUGGAGCUCUCCAGACCAUGAAGCCCACAGAACUGCACUUUGACCAGGAGACCAGUAGAGAAUCCAUAGGGGACAGCCUGAACAGCAUAUCUUUUCAAGAAGAAACAGUGUAUACCAGGGCAGAACGGAUACAUUGUAAUGGGAAUCUGAGGAAUUCAAUUGGACAUCAGUUGGAGGAGGUUCUAGAGCUGCUCAAGUUGGAAAAAGUAACAAGGACGAAACUUAAGGAAAUUGAACAGCCCAUCUUAAACUUCAAAGAACGGGUUAAGCAGGAUAAAGAUGCCAGCCAGCAGAAUUUUCCCAUGGACAGAUUGCUGGUAGAGACGGCUUUAGAAAGCUUUGACUUCUUAAACGUGGACUUCCAUGCUGAUGAGAUGUCGUUGUUUGGCAGCGUUCGGACUCACAGCAAGAGUAUGGGAACUCUACAGGAGAGAGCAAUGACCAUAGGGUGCAACAGCACUGCCACCCCAAGUGAGCCAAGCACUGGAAACGAGGAUCUAGAUCUGAUCCUCUCACUUCAUCUGCGAGUCUGCAAAGCACUUUUAAAGAAAUUGUCAGGGCCCAGUACAGCCAGAAUCCUACAGAAUCACUUGCUGGAGGAGCUGCGCUGGCAGAAGGAGGUGUUGGACUACCUCUCCAUUAUCUUUAUCCAGAAGGCUGGCGACAGUGUUUCCAUUGAUGAGGUCAUUCCAAAGGCCAAGAAGAUCAGGCAUUUGCUAAAGCUAUGGAAGAGCUGCACUAGUCCUGACUGCCCCUGGCUCUGCGCAUCAGAAACCUUCCUCUGCUCCAUCAAGAAAAUGUUUGCGGCCAGAAUCAAACGGAAAUAUCCAGGGCAACUGGAAACAGUGUGCAGAAGAGUUCUGGAGCAGAUGUUCACCUUUGGGGGCAUAUUCCCAGCGGAAGACUUAUCAGACGGAGUGGUUUCCAUUUUCCUGCUUUAUGGUUACCUGAGGAGACAUCGAGUGUUAGACUUGGAGAAGUACAUCACUGCCCUUACUAGAGAAGUGACCCUCAUUGAAGCCCUUCCGUUACCUGGAAGACUAAGAAAGAUAAAAAAAUUAAAGGCCAAGCAAAUCUGUCGGCUGCAGCCUCUGCCACAGCUUCUCUGCAUCCUGGCCAAUUUCCAGCUUGAUGAAAACAAGAAAUUGUCCAAAGCCUCAGCAAACUUCCUUUCCAGGGCUUCCACUAACAAGCAAUUCAAGCACAAGGCAGUUGUGUAUUACACAGAGGUUUUAUCUGGUGAUGAUACAAAGCUCCAGCGAUCAGCCUGCUUGGCUCUGAAGCAUCUGAAAGGGACGGCGAGUCUUGAUCAGAUCGCUUGUUUGUGUCAGUCUGAAGUGGAGGAUGUGAGGAACAUUGCCAGGGACACAAUCCUUUCCUUCGGUCAAAAAGGACGUCAAGUGUUUGGAAAGACAGACCAGAUCUGCCGGGAGCUGCAGGAGACCCUGAUAUUGGACGGCGACAUAGAAAUCACAGUGUUUUGAACUUGCCAAUGGGGGGGGGGAAUUACAUUCCAGACUUUUUUCUUUUUGUCUCUACCCAAAAUAUGUACAAAAUAAAAGUGAUGUAUAUUUAGGUUUCUCAUGGAUUGCGCCUCAUGUUGGAGUAGGGGAAAGUGUCCAGAGCUGGGGACAAGUAACUGUAGCAGAUGUGUCUGAGGCGUAACUUAUAUUAAUAAUGUAGGAAAUGUCUCUCCUAUAUCACUAACUUAAAGGAGAACUAAACCCCCCAUAUAAUAAAACCCAUUACCCCCUCCCUACACAGCUGAUACCUCCAUUAAUUGCCCCAUAACCAAUCAUUACCCCUCGUUGCAGAGUAAGUGCAUCGGAGCUCAUGGGCGCCAUCUUCCCUGCUUCAUUGAUCUUUGGAAAGUAAAUGCUGUGUCAGCGCAUGUGAAAUUGAAGCAAUUUCCUGUUCAGGACAACUGAGCCAAAAUCGACGGAAACAGCUGAAGAUCUGGAAGAAGACCCGAAGAUCAACGAAGAUGGCGUUCAUGAGCUCCGAUGCGCUUACUCUGCAACGAGGGGUAAUUACUGGAUAUGGGGCAAUUAAUGGAGUUAUCAGCUGUGCGGGCAGGUGUAGGGUAAUGGGUUUUAUUAUAUGGGGGUUUAGUUUUCCUUUAAAGGACAACCCUGGGGAAUGGCAGUAUGUUUUACCGCCCAGUAACUUACCUUUCACCCCUGGUUAGUGCUCCUCUUCUUUAAACAGUAGCUUCCCAGUCAUCCCCUGCACCUUAGUUAAGACUUUCAGACUCGGCACAUGCAUCACAAGGUGCAGGGAGUACCUGGGAGUCUGGAAUAAGUUCACCUGGGCCGGUGCUUUUUAAAGGAGAAUUCAACCCUAAAGUUAAAAAAACCCUAUACCCCAUAAACCCAUGUAGGGUAGGGUUUUUUUUAAUUAAGGGUUCUCCUUUAAAGAGGAGGAGCAACAGGAUGAACUGUUAGCACAGGGGGUGAAUAACAAAUUGUCCUGCUGUGAUUCAACCCUUUUUUUUUUUCUUAAAGAUUGUGCAGGGGGAGCACAUUUAUGUUAUUAGUAGAUAUUAGUAGUGAACAACUGCUGAUA
Xenopus laevis (African clawed frog) is the source of this 5149-nucleotide messenger RNA. RefSeq names its product RIPOR family member 3 S homeolog (gene ripor3.S). The coding region runs from base 1063 to 4068 and encodes 1001 amino acids. The transcript has 22 exons. Lineage: Eukaryota; Metazoa; Chordata; Amphibia; Anura; Pipidae. The record is from RefSeq and is a predicted model, not a curated record.